AGAGAUCCCGGUAAUGUGAGUUGGAUUGAAUAGAUCAAAUUUGAUUUCUAUAGAAUAUUUAGUUUAAUUCUAUAAAAACAUCAGAACAGAACCCAAGGGAUAUUUUGUUUCCUCAUUUUAUUGGAUGCAUCAUUCCAUGAUUUCAUCUCUAAGAAAAGGGCACCGCCACCAAGCGUGUAGAGAUUUAUUUACAUUAUAUAAUAAUAAUAAUAAAAUAAGGUGUCCGGACCGGCCCUUUCAGCGCUUUUGUCCAUUUCCCAUCUCCUUUUCUCAUCAUCCCCUGUACCUUAGAAAGGAGAAAAAGAAUUCUAAAGACCCAAGCUUCCUUUCCUUCCUCUCUUCUUCUCUUGUGAGCCUCCCGGAAGAGAUAGAGGAGGAAGCCAUCUAUUCGUCCCAUCUCGAAGAAACGAAGAGAAGAUGUCUUCUCCGAGCAAGCGCCGCGAGAUGGACCUGAUGAAACUGAUGAUGAGUGAUUACAAGGUGGAGAUGGUGAACGAUGGGAUGCAAGAAUUCUAUGUCGAUUUCCAUGGCCCGAAUGACAGUCUUUAUCAAGGGGGCGUGUGGAGGGUCAGGGUGGAAUUGCCUGAUGCUUAUCCUUACAAAUCGCCAUCAAUUGGUUUCGUUAAUAAGAUGUAUCAUCCAAAUGUUGAUGAAAUGUCUGGUUCAGUCUGUUUGGACGUCAUCAACCAGACCUGGAGUCCCAUGUUUGAUCUUGUUAAUGUUUUCGAAGUAUUCCUUCCACAACUUCUAUUGUAUCCUAAUCCUUCUGACCCAUUGAAUGGGGAGGCUGCAGCAUUGAUGAUGCGUGAUCGACCUGCAUAUGAACAAAAAGUAAAAGAAUAUUGUCAAAGGUAUGCGAAGCCUGAGGACAUCGGUGCUCCACCGGAAGACAAAUCAAGUGAUGAAGAGCUGACCGAAGAUGAAUAUGACUCCAGUGACGAGGCGGUAGUUGGCAAUCCAGAUCCGUAGCAGCAAGCUUAUUUGGUUGCCUGAUCCCCUUGUACAUGUUUCAGUUUCUCACAAAUUAAACUGAAUUCUCUGUCAGCUUCCUGUGUCAUUGUAAAUAAGUUUACUGAUGUUAAUGUUAUUUAUAAAUAUUGGGUGAUUGAACUGUUCAACCAGUGAAGUAUACAAGAAAUGUUUCAUUUUACAAAA
Molecule: messenger RNA, 1155 nt
Organism: Elaeis guineensis (African oil palm)
Lineage: Eukaryota; Viridiplantae; Streptophyta; Magnoliopsida; Arecales; Arecaceae
Product: ubiquitin-conjugating enzyme E2 4
Source: RefSeq, a predicted model, not a curated record